UAUGACAUUAAAAGGAGCAAAAGUGAGAUAUUUGUUUACAUUUGAUUUUAAUUUUAAUUUUUUUAUACGAUUUUCCAAGAGAAUCUCGGUCAGCAUAGUACUAAAAAAAAGAAUAAAAAUAAAAAAACAAAAUGACCAAAAAGUAAACCAAAUACAUAAAGACCAAAAAGUCGUAAAACCAUUAAAUUAGAAUUUCUUUCUUUCUUACACUUAAUAUCUAAAAAAAUAAAAAUAAAAUAACAAUAAUACAAACCAUAAAGCAGAGUAAAUUGUUUGGCUGAGUUCAGCAUGAUCAAAGUCGUCAAUGUCCGGAGCUCCUCCUCUUAGAGAGGAAGACAGGGACAGGAUCUUUACAACUGUAGCCUAGUGAAACGAAGAUCACAACAUGAAAUCCUUAGAGAUUAGGGUUUUUUGGAUGCUUUUCCUUUUGAUUAGUCGCUCCAGUUUCUCUAAUGGCGAGGGCUCCAAUAAUAAAUUCCGUGAACGACGUGCCACCGACGACGAGCUUGGUUAUCCCGAAAUGGAUGAAGAUGCUUUGUUGAAUACACAGUGCCCUAGAAAUUUAGAACUUAGAUGGCAAACAGAGGUCAGCUCUAGUAUUUAUGCAACUCCGUUGAUCGCUGAUAUCAAUAGUGAUGGGAAGCUCGAUAUAGUGGUUCCCUCAUUUGUUCACUACCUUGAAGUUUUAGAAGGUUCUGAUGGCGACAAAAUGCCAGGUUGGCCUGCUUUUCACCAGUCAACUGUGCAUUCUAGUCCUCUCUUGUAUGAUAUUGAUAAAGAUGGUGUGAGGGAAAUUGCUCUGGCUACCUACAAUGGCGAAGUGCUUUUUUUCAGGGUUUCAGGCUACAUGAUGACUGAUAAAUUGGAGGUGCCUCGUAGAAAAGUUCGUAAAGAUUGGUACGCGGGAUUGCAUCCUGAUCCACUGGACCGUUCUCAUCCUGAUGUCCAUGAUGAUUUACUCUUACAGGAGGCUGCUAAAAUGAACGCAAUGAACCAAAUAAAUGGAAGUCUACCUGAAUCUAACCUUACGGUUCCAGCAUCAACAGAGAGUCACUCUAGUGAGGUUAACACGUCCAAUGCAGAGCAUGGAAAGAAAAUGAAUGGAAGUCAAAUAGAAGAUACGAUCAACCUGCCAACUAGCGUUGGUAAUUCUUCUGUAAACACUGAAGGACAUAAUAAAACAAGUGCUGGGAGGCGGCUUCUAGAAGAUAACAACUCUGAGGGUUCGCAGGAAGGUAGUUCUGGUUCAAAAGAGAAUGUUCACGAAGCUACUGUGGAAAAUGCUCAAGGGUUAGAAGCAGAUGCAGAUUCAUCUUUUGAGUUAUUCCGUGAUAGUGAUGAGUUGGCUGAUGAGUAUAAUUAUGAUUAUGAUGAUUACGUUGAUGAAUCCAUGUGGGGAGAUGAGGAGUGGACUGAAGGACAACAUGAGAAAAUGGAGGAUUAUGUGAAUAUUGACUCACACAUCUUGUCUACUCCAGUCAUAGCAGACAUUGAUAAUGAUGGGGUGGCAGAAAUGAUCGUUUCUGUUUCCUACUUCUUUGACCGUGAGUAUUACGACAACCCGGAGCUUAUGAAGGAACUUGGAGGUAUUGAUAUUGGAAAGUAUGUUGCUGGUGGCAUUGUCGUAUUUAAUCUUGAUACAAAGCAGGUUAAGUGGACAAAAGACUUAGAUUUGAGUACGGAUACUGCCAACUUCCACGCACAUAUAUAUUCUUCUCCAAAUGUUGUUGAUUUGGAUGGUGAUGGAAACUUGGACAUCCUAGUUGGAACCUCAUUUGGUUUGUUCUAUGUAUUGGAUCACCAUGGAAAUAGCAGACAAAAGUUUCCUCUUCAAAUGGCAGAAAUUCAAAGUGCUGUGGUUGCAGCUGAUAUAAAUGAUGAUGGCAAGGUUGAGCUAGUGACAACAGAUACACAUGGAAAUGUUGCAGCAUGGACUGCACAAGGGGAAGAAAUUUGGGAAGCUCAUGUAAAGAGUCUGGUUCCCCAGGGUCUUGCAGUUGGUGAUGUUGACGGAGAUGGCCACACAGAUCUUGUAAUUCCCACGCUAUCAGGGAAUAUUUAUGUACUAAGUGGAAAGGAUGGUUCAGUAGUUCGUCCCUAUCCAUAUAGAACACAUGGGAGAGUAAUGAAUCAAGUUCUUCUGGUCGACUUAAGUAAACGAGGGGAGAAAAGCAAGGGACUCACUAUUGUUACAACUUCCUUUGAUGGUUAUUUGUACCUGAUAGAUGGACCUACAUCAUGCGCUGAUGUUGUAGAUAUCGGUGAAACUUCCUAUAGCAUGGUGUUAGCAGACAAUGUUGAUGGUGGUGAUGAUCUAGAUCUUAUUGUUACAACUAUGAACGGAAAUGUCUUUUGCUUUUCAACCCCUGCCCCACAUCAUCCCCUCAAGGCAUGGAGAUCAAAUAACCAAGGAAGAAACAAUUUUGCAAACCGGUACAACCGGGAGGGAGUAUAUGUUACACACUCAUCAAGAGCUUUCCGUGAUGAGGAAGGCAAAAGCUUCUGGGUGGAGAUUGAGAUUGUGGAUAAACAUAGAUAUCCAUCAGGGUUCCAAGCACCUUACAACGUCACAACAACAUUGUUGGUCCCGGGUAAUUACCAAGGAGAAAGAAGGAUAAAGCAAAGCCAGAUGUUUGAGCGUCCGGGAAAAUAUCGGAUAAAACUUCCAACAGUCGGGGUAAGGACAACAGGGACUGUUGUUGUGGAGAUGGUCGAUAGGAAUGGACUCCAUUUCUCUGAUGACUUCUCCCUUACAUUCCAUAUGUAUUACUACAAACUGCUGAAGUGGCUUCUCGUCAUCCCAAUGCUUGGGAUGUUUGGUGUGCUUGUCAUCCUUCGUCCACAGGAGGCCAUGCCUUUGCCGUCAUUCUCCCGAAACACCGACUUGUGACAACUGGGCCGUAUUGGACCUCAA
Molecule: messenger RNA, 2914 nt
Organism: Durio zibethinus
Lineage: Eukaryota; Viridiplantae; Streptophyta; Magnoliopsida; Malvales; Malvaceae
Product: protein DEFECTIVE IN EXINE FORMATION 1-like
Molecular function (GO): protein binding
Source: RefSeq, a predicted model, not a curated record